Cryptomeria japonica (Japanese cedar) is the source of this 3739-nucleotide messenger RNA. RefSeq lists its product as uncharacterized. Gene Ontology annotation, molecular function: GTPase activity; ribosome binding; GTP binding. The coding region runs from base 117 to 3305 and encodes 1062 amino acids. Lineage: Eukaryota; Viridiplantae; Streptophyta; Pinopsida; Cupressales; Cupressaceae. The record is from RefSeq and is a predicted model, not a curated record. The transcript is spliced from 2 exons. Gene Ontology annotation, cellular component: ribonucleoprotein complex; cytosol. Gene Ontology annotation, biological process: cytosolic ribosome assembly.
AACGUAUGGAGACUGAACUGCUGAUAGAAGAGAGUUUGACUAUAAGGAAACUAUGUUGAUAUUUAGGGCGCAGUGCGAUUAAAUUGUAAUCCAGACACAGAGAGAGAGAGAGAAAAAUGGAGGGGGAGGAGAAGGAGAAGAAGGAGAAGCGGGUGAGAAACAUAUGCAUAGUGGCACAUGUGGAUCAUGGAAAGACGACCCUUGCGGAUCAUCUGAUAGCGAGAGCAGCGAGAGGGCUGGUCUCUGAGAGGCAGGCGGGCAGAGUUCGGUUUCUGGACUAUCUGGAUGACGAGCGGCAGCGCGCCAUCACCAUGAAGAGCUCCUCCGUGGCGUUGCGCUAUGGAGGUUACACUAUCAACCUUAUAGAUUCGCCCGGUCACAUUGAUUUCUGCGGAGAAGUUUCCACAGCUGCUCGUCUUAGCGAUGGUGCCCUGGUUGUGGUCGACGCCGUCGAGGGCGUGCACGUUCAGACCCACGCUGUGCUCCGCCAGGUCUGGCUUGAGCACCUCACGCCUUGCCUCCUCUUGAACAAGAUCGACCGUCUUAUCACCCAUCUCAAGCUUUCUCCCAUGGAGGCCUAUGCCAAAUUACAGAGCAUUGUCCACGAGGUCAAUAAUAUUAUCAGUGCCUUUCGUUCCGAGAAAUAUCUGUCUGAUGUUGACUCCAUGCUUGCGAAAGCAGGCGGAGGCGAGUCUGAUGACAUUGACAUUGACAGUCAAGAGGAAGACGCAUUUCAACCUCAGAAGGGUAAUGUUGCAUUUAUCUGUGCAUUAGAUGGAUGGGGAUUUUGUAUAGCUCAGUUUGCCGAUCUCUAUGCUUCUAAGCUUGGUGCAAGCUCCACAGCUUUGAAGAAGGCCUUAUGGGGAAAUCACUAUUAUAUCCCAAAGACCAAGAAGAUUGUGGGAAAAAAAGCUGCAGGCAACAAGGCAAAGCCUAUGUUUGUGCAAUUUAUUCUGGAACCUUUGUGGCAAGUGUACGAGUCUAUUCUUCAAGGCAAUCAGGGUCAGGAAAUGCUGCAGAGAGUAAUCAAGUCUAUGAACUUAAAUAUUCCUUCUUGGGAUUUGCAGCAUAAAGACCCCAAAAUUGUUCUUCAAGCAGUCAUGACCAGAUGGCUUUCACUUUCAGAUACAGUUCUAUCAAUGGCUAUAGAUUGUUUGCCAGAUCCUGUUUCAGCUCAGUCACAGCGUAUUUCACGCUUGCUUCCCAAACCAGAAGUUUUAACUGGCGCCGAUCAUAAUGUGCUUGUAGAACUGGAACGUGUUAGAAGGGCUGUGGAGACUUGUGAUUCUAGUAGCAGUGCACCCUCUAUAGCUUUUGUUUCAAAAAUGUUUACUAUUCCUGUAAAUAUGCUUCCUCGUCAAGGUCCUGGUGGGGAAUUGUUAGAUAAUUUAGUGGAAGAAUUAGGACUUGGUGACAUUGAUGCAGGUCGUCAGGAUUCCUUCCUUGCAUUUGCCAGGGUAUUCAGUGGUGUGAUUUCUACCGGACAGAGAAUAUUUGUACUCUCUUCAUUAUACGACCCCUUAAGAAUGGAAUCUCAGCAGAAACAUGUGCAAGAGGCAAAGGUAGAAGCCUUAUAUAUGAUGAUGGGAAGAGGUUUAGAGCCUGUUGCCACUGCUUCUGCUGGCAACAUAGUUGCAAUCAGAGGCCUUGGACAGCAAAUUUUGAAAAGUGCUACCCUCACAUCAACGCUAUGCUGCUGGCCCUUUGCAAGUAUGACCUACCAAGCUGGACCUAUCUUGAGAGUGGCUAUAGAACCUUCAAAACCAUCUGAUAUGGCAGCUCUUGCCAAAGGAUUGCAGCUUCUAAGCAAGGCGGAUCCUUUUGUUGAAGUCAGUGUGUCUAGUAGAGGUGAGCACGUUCUUGCAGCUGCUGGGGAGGUGCAUUUAGAGAGAUGUAUUAAGGAUUUAAAAGACAGAUUUGCUCGCGUUGGGCUGGAAGUUUCACCUCCAAUUGUAUCUUAUCGAGAGACAAUAGAAGCAGAUGCCACACAUUCUAUGGACAGCUCUAGGAGUGGAUCUGUAUCUACUGAUUUUGUUGAGAAGACCACUCCCAAUGGCAGAUGCAUUGUGCGGGUGCAAGUAAUAAAAAUGCCUUUUUUGCUAACCAAGGUACUGGACGAUAGUGCAGACAUCUUCCAAACUAUCUUAGAAGGGAAGCCAGAACACAGAAAGACCGUUGGUGUAAGUUUGAAGGAAAAAAUUCAGAGUGAGCAGAAGAGUUUAGGGGAAGAAAGUGAAGUGACAGAAGAUCAUGUUUUGAUGCUAAGGAAAAGGAUGAUUGAUGCUGUAGAAAGGGAGAUGAACAAUGGAAGUCAAGAUAGAAAGCCAUGGCUUAGUAUGCUCCAAAGGAUAUGGGCGAUGGGGCCAAGGCACAUUGGUCCAAAUAUUUUGCUAUCCCCAAAUUUGUCAUCUCGGGGAGGAGACAUAAAAGGUUUGGGUGGUGUUUCAGAUGGUGACACUUGGAGCAUUGAGUCUGUUUUGGUAUGUGGUUCUCCUUACAUCUCAGAAAAAAUAGGCCUUUUGGAGGUUCUGGCUGAAAAAUCAACAGAGGCAGCUUCCAUCACCAAAGAAAAUGAAUUUGGAUAUGAUUUGCUUAAUAUGGAGGCAGAAAGUUUGCAAAGUAGUGUUGUCUCAGGUUUCCAGCUGGCAACAGCAGCUGGACCAUUGUGUGAUGAACCUAUGUGGGGACUUGCAUUCCUUGUGGAAGCUUACAUAUUUCCAAGGAGGAACAUGUCUUUAAAUGGCAGUGAUUCAAUUGGUGAAAAUGUCAACAAGAAUGAUAUACAGCUUCCAGAACAAUAUGGUCCAUUCUCAGGACAAGUAAUGACUGCUGUUAAAGAGGCAUGCAGGACUGCCAUGCUUUUGAAAAAACCACGUCUUGUGGAAGCAAUGUAUUUUUGUGAGGUCAGUACUCCAACUGAAUAUUUAGGUUCAAUGUAUGCUGUGCUUGCUCGGAGACGUGCACGGAUCCUGAAGGAAGAGAUGCAGGAAGGUUCAGAUUUAUUCAGUGUACAAGCUUAUAUGCCAGUUGCAGAAAGCUUUGGGUUUGCAGAUGAGCUUAGGAGAUGGACAUCAGGAGCAGCAAGUCCUCAACUUCUUCUUAGCCACUGGGAGGUUCUUCCACAAGAUCCAUUCUUUGUACCAACAACAGAGGAGGAAUUGGAGGAGUUUGGGGAUGGUUCAAGCGUUCCACCAAAUACAGCUAGAAAGAUGAUUGAUUCAGUAAGACGACGUAAGGGUCUCCCUGUAGAGGAGAAGGUGGUGCAACAUGCAACAAAGCAACGUACAUUGUCACGGAAGGUCUGAUGUUCUGCAGCGAUAAUCAUUGUAUGGUCUUAAUACACCAUUUAUAUGCCUUCUCCUUGAUCCAUUCAGGAUAAAUGCUAUUUGUUUGUUAUUAGUUGCUGCUGGAGGCAGGUUUCUUAUGCAUCCAUUGGAUGUGAUUUCUUGGACACUUUCUAACCAAUAAAAAAUGACCACAAUUACUAAAGUUUGCAAUUAUCUAUUUUUUAUUGUAAUUAUAGAUAAAUUAUUAUUCAUGAUUGCUAUUGGCUGUUCUUGAUGCAUUCAAGAUGUCAUUAUGAGUUGCUGCUAGAGGCAGGUUACUUAUGCAUCCAUUGGAUGCAAUCUCUUUGACACUGUAAGCAAUCAAAAUUCAGAUUUAAAGAAAGUUGACCACAAUCACCAGAGUUUGCAAUUAUCUAUUUUUUAUUGAAAUUAUAAAAUAAUGAUGAUUGCUA